GCAGUUGUCGGUUGGUCCACGGACGAAGCUGGUUGCCUGGGUGAUAGCGAAUCGCGAAUAACGCUCAGCACCCGAGGGCCGGCGCACUGUUCUUGGGUUUGACUCCUAGGGUGACAACCCAAGACUUGCAGAUCCGCUGAGGGUCUGGAAUACUGAGGAGGAAGACACCUUUUGCUUUAAGGGAGCGUGUGUGUGACCUUGUCCAGACGCGUCCCUGUCACGGAGAGAUGCCAAGGCGCAGAAGCCUGGUCACCUGAGUCCUCCUCCAACCCGGGUCUAGCUCCAGGGGCUCGGGUCGCCUUCGGCACCGUCCCGAAGCCGUUCGGGCAGGGUCGGAGGGUAGAGCCCGAGGACGCGGCCUCACAGCGGGCGUGGCGCACGCGUACCGACGGGAUGCCGAGCCGUUAUCCCGGGGCCGCCGAGCUGCCCGCGUUGGCCAGGACUGAAGACGGCGACGGGUCAGCUGGACGCUUUUAUCUCCAGAAUUCUAAAGGCACUGGUGAGCAGCAUAAAGCAGAUAGAAUCAAAGAGGGGCACAGAGUGUACUCACAUAUUGCCAAGCUGCAGGAGUUAUGGAAAACCACUCAAAUCCAAACAAUUCAUAUCCCUAAAUCAGUGACAGAUUCAUCUUUACUAAAGCAUCCAGAACUCACCUCAGGCCAGAAGCGCUACCUGUGCAGCAUUGCUAAGAUCUGUAACUCCAGCUAUCUGAGGACCUUAAUGAAGCGGCAGUACAUGCAUAUGGUUCGUCAUGGUUCCCAAAAGCCAGGUGUCCUCACGCAUCACAGGAGCCAUACCAGCUCCCGCUACUCACAGAAACAGCAUCCCCCCUGCACUCCGUGGCGACACCACCUGGAGAGAGAGGACUCUUGGAACAUUGCAGCUGCAGCACCUGAAAUGAUCAUCCAUUCCCUCUGGAGGCCACUGAGACACAAAGAAGGGGUAAAAAUUGGAUAUGCAUUGAACACAAGAUGCAAGUCACUGAGGAGUUUUAGAAGACCAAGCAGACUGCUCUUGCUACCAGUUUCUUCAGAUGGUUCUCAGCCAUGCACGAGUGAAGGAACAAAGGAAGAAGAUCUACUGAAUGAAUGCAUGCAGACCAUGUCUAUUCAAGAACCGGACACCCCGUCUUAGCCCAAGUCUCCUUACCAAGGUCAGCCAUCAGCCAACAUCCAGAUGCUGAGCCAGAGGUGGACAGGGAAGAGUUGUGAGCCAUGUCUGGAUAGUGCUAGUCACCAGUAUGUCAUUUGAGUUGUUGAGAAAUUGACAACAGCCUUCUUCAUCCUAUAUGCUGUGUACCAAUGAUAUCUGUGUAAUGUAUGCUUGUUUCUAGCUAGGAACAAUUAAAAUUUUACUUGCCACAUACACUAAA
Arvicola amphibius (Eurasian water vole) is the source of this 1372-nucleotide messenger RNA. RefSeq names its product family with sequence similarity 216 member A (gene Fam216a). The coding region runs from base 394 to 1134 and encodes 246 amino acids. The record is from RefSeq and is a predicted model, not a curated record. The transcript is spliced from 7 exons. NCBI's taxonomy places the organism in Eukaryota, Metazoa, Chordata, Mammalia, Rodentia, Cricetidae.